AUGGUCCGUUUCGGGAUUAUUGGUUGCGGUGUCAUUGGCCUGUCCACUGCAACAGCACUUCAUGCUGAGUACCCUGAUUCGGAAUUCUGCCUGGUUGGGGCUGAUCACGGUUCGGCCCUGAUUAGCCAUGGCUCUGCCGGGAUUUUUCGGCCCGAUCCCUCGCUUAUGCCCGGAGUGACGUGUUGCAACUCGAACACCGUUUGUACAGAUUGUCCUUUCAAUCGUUGGUGUAAAAACGGUCAUACAUACUACUGGGACCUAGCUCGUAGUCAGGAUGCAUCAGUUGCCGGGGCAUUCUUUUUGCCAAUGUACAAUGUUUAUGAACAUGUGCCUCGUCGAAGACCGUAUGUCACAAUGUUUUGCUGUGGAAGCAAGACGGUGGAAAAAGAUGAGCUUCUAUCCCUUGGAUUUAACGAAGGUCUGAAUGGAGGCUAUAGUUACGUCACAUGUGUGAUCGAGGGGCGGCAUUAUAUGCCCUAUAUGCUUUCAAAUCUUCAAAAGAAUACAAAGUUUCCGGUAUCGUUGAGCGUUGGACAAUCGAUCCUAUUCGAAUCUCUACGCGAUGUUUACAACUGGGCGAAGAAUAACAAAAUCGAUGUGGUAGUCAAUUGUUCCGGAUUAGGUUCCAGUAUUCUUUGCGGUGAUCGGAAUCUGAUCCCUGUCCGUGGAAGACUGGUUCGUGUGGGCGCCCCUUGGAUGAAAUUUGGAUUUUAUGGGCCACAUGACACAUAUGCUUAUCCGUCACGUGAUAGCGUCAUUCUUGGUGGGUUUCGUGAACCGUUGCCCUGUACACUGGAUGCUCCUCUUCGUCCCGAAGACACAGCCCCAUCCGGGGAGGCAUCUAAAAAUAUUCUACAUCGAAUCAAAGAAAUGUGGCGUGGUCCUCUUAGCCAAAGCCCAAUUAUCGAGGAAUGGACCGGGUUGCGACCGCACCGGCCAAUCGUUCGUCUUGAACUGUCCUGGUUAAGUCCGAACGGUACUGAGGGCCCCAGAGUGAGCGACAGUGUUCCAAUCGUGCAUAACUACGGACACGGAGCGAUGGGUGUUGCUUUGGGCUGGGGGACCGCACUAGACUCAGUGUACCUGGUCGAUCAGGCCCUGAAACGUGGAGCCGGUGAUCACAGCGGUCCCAUUCUCGCACCCGGAUUGGAGAAACUCGCGCUGAAUUGA
Messenger RNA from Echinostoma caproni, 1170 nucleotides. The record is from the annotation of a GenBank genome assembly. NCBI's taxonomy places the organism in Eukaryota, Metazoa, Platyhelminthes, Trematoda, Plagiorchiida, Echinostomatidae.